AUGCAAAGCACCCAAACGUACCCAGAGGCCAUCCCUUUCAGAAAAGGUGCCCGAGGCCUGGACACCGACAUAUGGAUCAGUCUUGUCCUCACCCGACCAUUGGACCUUGCAGACGCUGCAAUCACCAAAGUCGAGCACCAUCAGAGUCUCAAAAAUCCUCAGCAAGAUUUUCUUGCCAUUUAUGUUACUCAUCCUAUCCGCCCCACGAUCUUUGUGAUCGAGCGCAGAAAGCCCGCAGCCGGCUCCCCCGAGCCAUUCCUUUCCCUCCUUCACGCAUCGUCUUCUUCCCUCUGGGCGUCUCUCCCCGAAUUCACCAUCUCGAUCCCCACUCCCGAAGCGAAAAAACCCCUCUCUUCGAUUACCCAGCGCCGGAAGGACCGCCGGCUUCUACGCACACUUUAUUUCCCCAGUGGGGCUUCGCCGUCUGAUAUGCAGCUAGCUAUACUCCUCCAGACCGUGCACGACACCCCGCCCCUUCUCGAUUCUUACGCUCGAAGCGUGUUCGACCUUUUGAAAGCGCUAUUCAUGGGACGGGAGCAAGGCGAGGGAAGUCAGUCAUUAGUCAAGGGCAGUUCGGAAGUUGUGUCAGGCCUGUUUGCUGCUGCCGUCGAGAAUUUCCGAAAAUCACAGCGAGAUCAAGGAAAACCUCUCGGUCUCGAUCUGUGGAUUGAUUUCGUCCGGACUCGACCGUCUGGCCUCUCGGAUGCGGUCGUACACAAGAUUGAGCACCGCAAACAACUCGACCAUUCACGACGCGAAGUCCUCGCGGUCUAUCUCACGCAUCCUCUUCAUGACGGUCAGACCGUUUUCCUCAUCGAACAUUCGAUUCCACAGAAGGCGUUUCUUGCUCGUCUGUUCUCUUCGAAAGUAACAUCUCCUAUGAAGAUGAUCUCUUCCUCAUCACCCGUUACGAUCACGAGAUCUUCACAACUCAAUCAAGCGAGAAAUUGUGUCCACGCCUUGUUCAUCCAGGAGAACGACGAGCCCAUUCGCACAAUCUCCUUCGAAAUCAAUCCACUAGACAGCGAUUUGGCCACCAUCCUUGAAGAUCAGCUUUCAGUUCUUGAGACAGACGAAAAGGAAUAUCUGGCCUAUGGAUCUUUUGCAGCAAGGGCAUUUGAUGCGUGCGGCGAUCGCAUCCCCGGGUCCAAUAUCAGUGACGGUAACCCGCGUCCGGAUCGCCGGCGGUAG
Molecule: messenger RNA, 1191 nt
Organism: Heterobasidion irregulare TC 32-1
Lineage: Eukaryota; Fungi; Basidiomycota; Agaricomycetes; Russulales; Bondarzewiaceae
Exons: 3
Coding region: 1-1191 (396 amino acids)
Source: RefSeq, a predicted model, not a curated record